GCUGAUACUGAGGGGAGGGGACAAGAGGCGGGGGGGCUGACCGUACUCUGCGCUGGAAGCCUCACACACUACUUGAGCUCCCGUUGGGCCGAAACAGUCGCUGAGAAAUCGGUUUUUUCCACAGACGACUCCGCGGACUUUGCGAGUAAUCCUUUGGGUUACAAAAGUGACACGAUGACUCACUUUAAUAAGGGACCAGCCUACGGACUGUCUGCUGAAGUGAAGAGCAAAAUUGCUCAAAAAUAUGACCCACAGAAAGAGGAGGAGCUCCGUUUCUGGAUUGAAGAGGUGACCGGAAUGUCUAUUGGAGAGAAUUUCCAGAAAGGCUUGAAGGAUGGGGUCAUCCUCUGCGAACUGAUUAAUAAGCUGCAGCCUGGUUCAGUGAAGAAAAUCAACCUUUCACAGCUCAACUGGCACAAGCUGGAAAACCUUGGGAAUUUCAUAAAAGCUAUCCUGGCCUAUGGCCUGAAGCCCAAUGACAUCUUUGAGGCCAAUGACCUGUUUGAAAACGGAAACAUGACUCAAGUCCAGACAACACUACUCGCACUGGCUAGCAUGGCAAAGACUAAAGGCAUUGACACAAAGAUUGAUAUCGGAGUGAAAUAUGCAGACAAACAAGCUCGACACUUUGAUGAUGAGAAGAUCAAGGCUGGCCAGUGUGUCAUCGGACUGCAGAUGGGAACAAACAAGUGUGCAAGUCAGGCUGGAAUGACUGCGUAUGGAACGAGACGACAUCUGUACGAUCCAAAGACUCACACUGACAAACCUUAUGACCAGACUACCAUCAGCCUACAGAUGGGGACCAACAAAGGAGCCAGCCAGGCAGGCAUGCCGGCCCCCGGUACUCGCAGAGACAUCUUUGAUCAGAAAGUGGCCUUGCAGCCGCUGGACAACACCACCAUCUCUCUGCAGAUGGGCACCAACAAGGUGGCGUCUCAGAAAGGAAUGAGUGUGUACGGGCUGGGCCGCCAGGUUUAUGACCCCAAGUACUGCGCCCCCCCCACCGAGCCGGUCAUCCACACUAACGGCAGCCAAGGCACCGGCACCAAUGGUUCUGACAUCAGCGACAGUGACUAUCAGGCUGAAUUCCACGAGGACGAGUACCACGCCGGCUACCACAACGACUACCAUUACAACGAUCAGAACAUCGACUGCUAGUCAGGCUCUCCACCUGUUAACAAAUGUAUUUUAUCACUACAACAGAGCAAGUCUUUUGCUAUCCUCGCUAGUCUUUUUAUUCUCUAUAAACUGAAAUGUUACUUUGUAUUUCGUCUUCACCUAGACUCUUUGAUCUCAGCUCCAAAGUUUGUAAGACGUAGCAUAGAAUCACGACACACAUACAGUGACAGAUGCUGUUUUCUAAGCUAAUAGCCUCUUUUAUAAAAAGAAAUGAUGGAACGCUCAUGUAGAGAUGACGCUGCCAAUGAAUCUGAUGAAUUCCACUCUUUGCAUUCCUUAAAUGUUGCUGAUCCAUUUGUCAGCUCCAAGAGCACAUACCCCGUUUGGGAUUAGUUUUAUGCUAAUGGCUAGACUGGAGUUGUCCUGAAUUUCCAGCCUCCCUUUGUUCCUUUUUUGUUCUGUGCCCUCUUGUAUGCCUGAGCUGUAUUUAUGUGCAGUGUCCCAAAGUAAAGCAGUGUGCUGUUCUAUGUUCCACAAUGAAAAUGACAUGUUAUAAAUAAAGUUUUAAAUCUUUAAUAUUAAA
This is a messenger RNA of Oreochromis aureus, 1702 nucleotides long. RefSeq names its product calponin 3, acidic a (gene cnn3a). The transcript has 7 exons. Lineage: Eukaryota; Metazoa; Chordata; Actinopteri; Cichliformes; Cichlidae. Gene Ontology annotation, molecular function: actin binding. Gene Ontology annotation, biological process: actomyosin structure organization. The coding region runs from base 175 to 1158 and encodes 327 amino acids. The record is from RefSeq and is a predicted model, not a curated record.